AUCACGGUCAGGACCUUCUCUCGGCCGACAGAAGGGAGCUGCGGGGCCUGCGCCGCCAUGCGUCUCUCACUGCAUGGCUUGCUCCUUGCGCCAAGGAGAUGGGACCGUGAUGGAGUCAUGUUCAUUACAGAGUGAUGGAUGUUGGGGAGUGGCACCGGAACAGUCAAAAACCCCACACCUGCCACACUCGCCUCGGCAGUUGUUCAAGCCGGAUUGGGGCGACUGGGUGUGGUGGUAUCUGAUGCUUUGCGCUUUGAUUGUGAGGGCACAUAUAUAUGCAAUAUGCAGACUACACCACUUGGUACUCUUCUGGUUCAGCUCAUGCAGGUGAACACGGGACAAGGAAAUACAGCGUCUGCUACCGCUGCUGCUGAAGAAUCAAGAUGGGCAUCACUUCGAAUGCUGGCGCUGGGCCAGCGCCCGAGCAGAGCUUGACGAUUAUUGACAACCGUACGAACUCGACGUACAAGAUCCCAAUCACGGACAACUCGAUUCUCGCAUCGGACUUCAAGAAGAUCAAGGCUUCCUCGGCAGCCGUGAUUGGAGAUAGGCAACGCGAGGAGAACGAGACUGAAGGAGGAUUGAGGGUCUACGAUGCAGGCUUCACCAAUACCGCCGUGCUGCGCAGUACGAUCACGUACAUCGAUGGCGAACGAGGCAUCCUGCGCUACCGCGGCUACCCCAUCGAGGAGCUUGCCGCUUCGUCCAAUUUUCUCGAGGUAGCCUACUUGCUCCUCUACGGCGACUUGCCCACCAAGCGGCAGUAUAAAAUCUUCAGCAGCGAGGUGAUGCAUCACUCAUUCGUCCACCGCGACGUCGAGGGGCUCAUGGAGUCUUUCCGGUACGAUUCGCAUCCAAUGGCCAUGCUCACCUCGGCAUUUGCCGCCCUUGGUGCUUUUAGUCCGGAAGCCAACCCCGCCCUACAAGGCCAGAACUUGUACACAAAUGCGGCCAAGGGCGACAUGGCUGCGAUGGCUAACAUGGACAAGCAGAUCUACCGCUUGAUCGGCAAGGCACCUACGCUGGCCACGAUGGCCUACCGCGUCCGACAGGGUCGGCCAUUCAACAAGCCUCCGCUGGGCCUCAGCUUUGCGGGCAGCUUCUUGUACAUGAUCGAUGCGCUCAACGAGCGGGAGUACAAGCCCAACCCAGUGCUCGAGCGCGCGCUGGACAUUCUCUUCAUCUUGCACGCCGAUCAUGAGCUGAAUGCUUCCACUGCUACUGUUCUCCAAGUCGGUUCCACCCUUGCAGACCCGUACACUGCCGUCAGCGCUGGCUGUGCUGCUCUGUAUGGUCCCAGUCACGGAGGCGCGAACGAAGCGGUUGUACGCAUGCUCGAGGAGAUCGGCGGGAAGGAGAAUGUGCCCAAGUUCAUCGAGCAGGUGAAGAAGAAGACGCGUGUUCUCAGUGGAUUCGGUCACAGAGUGUACAAGAACACCGACCCACGGAGCACCAUCAUCCGCCAAGUAGCAGAGGACGUGUUCCGAGUCGCUGGUCGAAGUCCUCUGCUGGACACGGCUUUGGCGCUGAAAGAAGCUGCGGAGACAGACUCAUACUUUAUCGACCGAAAGCUUUACCCCAACGUCGACUUCUACAGCGGCAUCUGCUACAAGGUCCUCGGUCUCCCCACCGACUUUUACGUCCUGAUGUUCGCCGUGCCGCGCGUCGUAGGAUGGCUCGCGCAUUGGCGGCAGAUGGUCCUGCAGUCUUCCGGCGUCAAGAUCUGGCGCCCCAGGCAGAUUUAUGUGGGCGAGGCCGCCAGGGAGUACGUUCCUAUGGACGCGAGGGAGCAGCAAUUGCGGCACAACGAGCCAGAUUUCCGAAAGACUCCCGUACCCAUCUCCCAUGGCGGCGAUACGAAGCGGAGAGCGCUGGCGACGUUCAAAGAUCAGCUCGGAAGGGUGCACGUUGGUAGCAAGCUCUGAAGCCAAGUCGGACACCCUCGCGGUAUGUUUCCCUCUAUAGAGCGCCUUGCUUCACAUUCCUCGUGCUCGUGCUGACCAGGAGGAAGCAAGACGGAUGGCACCCUCGAUUACGCAACCAAGGCUUUCCCGCUCUACCCAGUCAUGUAGAAUAGUCGUUCGAAUCCUCCGUUCAAAACCGCAGUCAACGGUCGCAAGCAGAUAAGGAGGAGCAGCUGAGGCGUGCCAUGACAAAAUAGAUCUAUACAAUUAUACUGAAAUGGCUGCAUUGCAGAAAGAACAUAUACGCGUACGGAGGCUCUCAGGGCACCGCCGCAAAUGUGUUGCU
Messenger RNA from Tilletiaria anomala UBC 951, 2250 nucleotides. RefSeq names its product citrate synthase. Gene Ontology annotation, molecular function: acyltransferase activity, acyl groups converted into alkyl on transfer. The transcript has 2 exons. Lineage: Eukaryota; Fungi; Basidiomycota; Exobasidiomycetes; Georgefischeriales; Tilletiariaceae. Gene Ontology annotation, biological process: tricarboxylic acid cycle. The record is from RefSeq and is a predicted model, not a curated record. The coding region runs from base 384 to 1925 and encodes 513 amino acids.